This is a messenger RNA of Cyphellophora europaea CBS 101466, 1395 nucleotides long. RefSeq lists its product as uncharacterized. Gene Ontology annotation, cellular component: nucleus; endoplasmic reticulum. The record is from RefSeq and is a predicted model, not a curated record. The transcript has a single exon. Gene Ontology annotation, biological process: regulation of transcription by RNA polymerase II; phospholipid biosynthetic process; endoplasmic reticulum unfolded protein response. Lineage: Eukaryota; Fungi; Ascomycota; Eurotiomycetes; Chaetothyriales; Cyphellophoraceae. Gene Ontology annotation, molecular function: transcription corepressor activity. Bases 1 to 1395 code for a protein of 464 amino acids.
AUGGAGGCCCAACACCCUAUCAACCCUCCGUACGCUGCGCCGCCGCCUUUCUCUCCCCCAGCGUCGCAUCGCUCUUCGGCCGACCUGCCCAAAGCCAAUGUGAUGGACCUGGACUCCACGCUCUCGGAGCAUGAGCGCUCAACUAGGGCCGCCAGCGUUUUGUCGGGUAUGUCAGUGGAAGAUAUGGAAGCAGCAGAGACCUUGAACAGUCUACAACAGAGCAUAUUCAACACUACCGCCAUACCACACCUUAAAGCCGACCGGUCAGAGUAUUCCUCGCCGUCUCACCAAGGCCCUCCUCUUCAUGUACAUACCACCACAUCCUUCCACCAAUCCCAACCCGAACCGCUUUUGAGGCUAUUCACCAGCCAAUACCCUCUCGCUGCUAGUCUCCUCAACGGGAGCUUGACGGCCUACAAAACCACCCAAUCCUUCAUCCCUGGUGCCGAAUGGACCGAGCGAAACGUUGGCCUUCCAAUUGCUGGAACUGUCGCGAGAAUCUCAGGUGUCGAAGGAGGCUUGCGAUGGGUCCUCCAGCCCAGAAGAGAUGGGAAAUCCUCCAGCGAUCCCCGCUCUCCAGACGUUGAGAAGGGCUUCGAUUCUCAUCAACAGGCUUCGGAGACUCUCCCAGCCUACAGUGCUGGUGACCGCUCACCACCCUACACCGAGAACGAAGUGGUUAUGCUCCAGCAAACGCCUCAACAUCAGCAGCCUCCGCCGGGUUGGCGCCAGCAGCUCCUGGUCUCUACCAGCGGGCUUGGUGUAGCCAUGAGUGAGGAAAGUUUGCGAAGUCUACGCUUCUGUCUGAGCUGGCUGAGGUGGGCCAACGGUAGACUGGGCGAGGCCAUUCAGAAUAUUAAAGCCCUGCUAGAUCGCUACGGGGAAGGUGCGCCUACUGGUGUAGGCUCCCCCAUGUCGGUUGCAAGCAUUACUCAGGACCAACACGAGCAGAGGCAGGCCGCCAUGUCGGCCCGCAUCGCCGCCUUAAGGAAAGAUGUUUUGGAGACGUUGAAGAAGGUCGUGGGUAUCGUGUCGCAGUACGCGGGUGGCGCUUUGCCCCAGAACGCCCGAGAUUUGGUACACAAGCAUUUGACCUCGCUGCCUCAACGAUUCAGCAUUGCCAACGCCAUGGUCCAGAACGGCGAUGGCAGUACCAACGAUGCCAAUCGUGUCAUGGUGCUGGCUCAAGAAGGACUGGACAUGAUGACUCAGGUGAGCAGGGUGGUGAAUGACACCCUGGUGAGUGCCGAGGGAUGGUGUGAAAGACUCGGCAAGAAGAACGGCCAGCAGCAAGAGCAGCAAGUCGUAGGAAACGAGAAGGCGUCCCUACAAGCGCUAGACAGGGAACGAAGCAUGACUGAAGGCCGGGACACGGAUGUCAAAAUGGAGAUGUGA